Messenger RNA from Paramuricea clavata, 828 nucleotides. NCBI's taxonomy places the organism in Eukaryota, Metazoa, Cnidaria, Anthozoa, Malacalcyonacea, Plexauridae. The record is from the annotation of a GenBank genome assembly.
AUGAUUUCAACAAUUGGAAUAAAUCACCAAUUGAGAAAGUUCAUCUUAAGUUCUGUAAAAUUUACCCCGCUAUCAGUAGGAAAGCAAGUAACAUUGCCUCCAGAGCUGAGCUUGGAAAACUCCCUCUCAUCAUUAACGUAUUCAAAAGGUCUUCAAAUACAUCACUCACUUAAACUUCCGCAAACAACCAUUGCGAAGCAAGCUUUUCUAAUCUCGAAAGAUCUACACUCCAAGCAGAAAAUGUCUUUUUACGGAAAUACAAUGGAUACUAUCAAAAAUUUAAAUCUAAAUGAAGAAAUCCUUAAUUUAGAAGCCGUAACGACUGAACAUAUUAAAACUAUUACCAAAACCCUUGAGGAAAAAUACUUAACAUUUUGGAAACAUAAACUUGAAAAUUCAUCCAAACUGACUUUCUAUUCAACAUUCAAAACGGAUCACAACCUCGAAAACUACCUAGUAUUUAUAAAAGAUCCAUACAAAAGAAAAUGUCUUUCAAGACUUAGAGUCAGCAACCAUAACCUCCAAAUUGAGAUCGGGCGCUAUCAAAAUAUACCCCGUGAAGAACGCUUAUGUAAAAUCUGCAAUUCAGGAGAGGUGGAAAAUGAAACCCAUCUCCUCCUCUCUUGCAAGGCCUAUGAGCAAUCUCGUGCAAACCUUCGAAGUUCAUUAGAGAAUGCUUCAUCUGACGAGAUUAAUCUAAACUCUCAAACUCUAUCAGCGGACCUAAUGAAGUCAACUGAUGGUGAAAUCAUAACCAAACUUUCAAAAGUUGUUUAUUCAUGUUUCAAGCAAAGACUUAAAUACCUUGAAACCAGGAAUGCGGAUUAG